AUGGAGGCCGAAGCAAAUAUCACUGGCUUAGGACCGACAAAAGAUGCCCGGGUCUCAAAAGACAGCAAUAUCAUUGCAGCUAUUCCCCCAGAGAGGGGAUUUCGCGCUUGUAUCGAGUGCCGACGACUCGACGAAACUCCAAAAAGCCAAAGCUCUACGGGCCAAUCUCCAGGAAGAGAGCAAGGCAGCGAUCAAUCAAUUGCUACGAGCCCUAGUUACUCCGGAUCAGUUGGGACUUGUCGAGACGAUGCGGAGCAGGACGCCAUAGUGGCCCUAGGCUGUACUUCCGCCAACUCAACAAGCCAUUGUCUCGAGCCCAGAGCUGAUCGAAAAGUCGAAAUCGAAGCUAGAGGUGCUGGAGAAAGCACAGAAAAGAAUUUAUACCGGACCGAGAUACCUACUGAAGUGGCAACAGAGCUCGUCAAUUUGUACUUCGAUAAAAUUCAAGCAUGGUUGCCAUUGCUUCAUCGACCAAACUUCUUCGCCAGGUACAUUGUCGAUGGUAGUUUCCAUAAAGAGAGGUUACUCCAGGUGUCGCUGGAAGAGGGCCUUCUGUUAUAUGGUAUCUUUGCUCUCGCCGCGCGACACUCAAAUAAUGAGUACUUCCAGGGAUUGUCACCACCGAAUCGUGGGGAUAAUUUCGCCGAAUGGGCGAUUCAAUAUUACGGCCGACUGCGAUCGUCCGAUAGCGAAACAACGUUGGAAUAUUUACAGGGGUGUGUAUUGUUGGCCUUUUAUCUCUACACGGCCGGCCCAAGUCAUCAAGCAUGGAUACUCACCGGGGUAUGUGUUCGCUUAGCUUACGACCUCGACGUCUGCUGUAUGGACGAAGAAGACGGCGGCAAUGAAAUGGCGUCCACAAAGUGGUCGGCAGAAGAGGAGCGUAGGAGAGCAUUUUGGCUCGUAUGGGAGAUCGAUACGUUCGCUUCAAUCCUCUCAAUGAGGCCGCGAGGACUCAACAGCCAAAGGAUCAUUGUGCGUCUCCCGGUCAGCGAUGAAGCGUGGUUUUCCAACAACCCAUGCGAGUCACCGGUCAUUCCACUUAAUCCAACACAGGUUUGGAGAGUCUUGCUCGACUCUCCGAACAAAGACGAGCGAGCGUGGUUCCUCGUGGCCAACUAUCUGAUGGCUUUGGCGUACGAGGCAGCUUCAGGCCAGCAGAAGUCUCAGCGAGAAUAUAGCGAUCUCGCUAGCUCAAUAACUUACUUCUCUCUUGCAGUUUCUCGAAGAUAUGGACUGGAAACUAAGCCGCCUGUCUUCACUGCCAGGACUUUUGCGAACGCCAAUUGGAUUAUUGGCAUGCAUCUAAUGUUGGCAAACACUCAAGCGUGUUUACAAGUUCUGACAGCAACACCGGCGUCGGGUGUUGCGACGAUCGGAGAUGACUAUUCGAGAAUCCUCAACCGUUGGCACCCCGAAUACAUCGCCUUCAGUCACCCAUUCUUCGCCGGAACACUUCUUUCUGCCCGCACCUAUCCAUCAACGUCUUCGUCGCGGUCACUAAGUUCAUCGUGCAACCAAGAGCUUUCAGCCCUAAUUCUUUCCCACUUUGCUACUUUCUGGGAGCUAGGUUCUGUGCUGCUGGGUGAGUACAUCCGUUUCUAUAUCGAGACCAUUCAUUCACUCUAA
This is a messenger RNA of Colletotrichum paranaense, 1629 nucleotides long. RefSeq lists its product as uncharacterized. The record is from RefSeq and is a predicted model, not a curated record. The transcript has 2 exons. NCBI's taxonomy places the organism in Eukaryota, Fungi, Ascomycota, Sordariomycetes, Glomerellales, Glomerellaceae. The coding region runs from base 1 to 1629 and encodes 542 amino acids. Gene Ontology annotation, biological process: DNA-templated transcription. Gene Ontology annotation, molecular function: DNA binding; zinc ion binding. Gene Ontology annotation, cellular component: nucleus.